AUAUAACGGCAGAUUUCCAGCAAGCGCCAUUGCUUAAUCUAAGCUUGACUAGGAUUUUCGUUUUGUGUUUCAAAUUUAUAUUAAUAGUUUUUUGAGUAUUUAAUUUUGUAAUAUGGAGGAAUGCCGCACACCAACUGGUCAGCAUCUAUUCAGCUAUAAUCGUACGCCCAUACUGUCGGUGAUCAAUAAAAAUGCUCAAAAUAUACGCUGCUCCACACCCAUUUUUGGUGACCUGCGUUCGCCAAAUAUGUCGCCCAUUAGGGAUAUGCGGGCACAUAGAAGGACCACAUCGGCAACGUUCUUUAAAAAGGCAUUUAAAAAACAACACCUUGCGAAGUCCAGCUUGAAGCCUCCUGGCCGGAAACUUGAGGAUCGCAACAACAGCUUGGAUGAGUUCAUGGAUGAUUCGAGCAGCGGCAACAGUGCGGAAAAUUCAUUGUGCAAGGAAUCACGGCGUCGUUCGCUGCUUGCGGCAAAUCAUUCGUAUGUCAUCAAUCAUGCGAGCAAUGUACAUGAUGUGCUGCUCCUUGUGGGUCUAGAAAGCUAUCUUGAUAAGUUCGAAAAGGCGCACAUUGAUCUGGUUGAAUUGGUUUCGAUGGAGCACAAAGAUCUUAAACGAUUGGGACUGCGUAAUGAUGAGGAUUGCAAUCGCAUAUUGGACGCUCUUAAAGAAAUAUAGAGUGUUUGGUGUCAUCUAUUUGCAGCGAUCGCCGGCUAAUCUGCUUAUA
Molecule: messenger RNA, 728 nt
Organism: Drosophila novamexicana
Lineage: Eukaryota; Metazoa; Arthropoda; Insecta; Diptera; Drosophilidae
Product: protein matrimony
Exons: 1
Coding region: 113-679 (188 amino acids)
Molecular function (GO): protein binding
Source: RefSeq, a predicted model, not a curated record